This is a messenger RNA of Neocloeon triangulifer, 4533 nucleotides long. RefSeq lists its product as uncharacterized. Bases 58 to 4203 code for a protein of 1381 amino acids. The transcript has 14 exons. Gene Ontology annotation, biological process: signal transduction. Lineage: Eukaryota; Metazoa; Arthropoda; Insecta; Ephemeroptera; Baetidae. The record is from RefSeq and is a predicted model, not a curated record.
UAGUCCAACAACUCUGGCAGUGCUAUAGGUGUAGAGGCGAGUGGGGCCAUCAACAUCAUGGCUACAUUCAAAUGUGUGAAAAGCAAAAAAGAGCGGUGGUUGCUAACUCGGAAAACAUGGCGCUACAUGGCCGACGCAGGUCGCAAACUGAUCCCCGAAGGUGCCACCAACAAGGACGAAGACCUGCCGGCCAUCGAGGCCAACUUCCAGGAGGUCUGCAAGAAGGAGAAGAAAUUCCUUUUGUGGCGCAAAAGUUCGUACCCGAGUGCACUGAAAACGAGCCGCAGCCUUCGGGCGGCGCCCAGGCCCGGAAAGGUCAAGGAUCGAGCCGGCUCGACCACGGAACUUGAACUGGGCAUUAUUAGUGCGCGUUUGAGGGGCGCGAGAAAUAGUCUGCCAGGCGACUCCCUGGAGGAGGAGCUGAAUGAGUGGGUAGACCUUGAUGCGGCGGGACCUUCGAGGCGGUCAAAGGUGGAAAAGAAACCGCAUUUCUGGAAUAGACAGAAAAGCCAAAAAGGGAAAGGGUCGUUCGAAAGUGUGCGGAGUUUGAACGUCGGCCAAGAGGAAAAGGACGUGCGGAAAUCCGUGCCCACGGAAGAUCAGGGCACAAUGACCAUUGACCGGAAUAUCAGGUACGGUGCUGGAAACCUACCUGUGGAGAGCAGCCCUGACAGGGAGCAGGUGCGCCUCAGGCACGUUGAUAGAGAGGAAAGGGAUGGAAAGACUGACAGCAACAGGGAGUCCUGGUUCAAGGGCGCCAUCCGCAAAAGUGAAACUGCCCUUCACGACCUGCACCAAUCCGCAACCUCCAGGUUCUACCGGCCUUCCACCCGCAACCUGGAUCGUUCAAUUUCCGUAGACGAAACAAAUCUUGAAACUUUAGUCAGCGAUGAUGACGAUGAUAACCUGGGCUCAGGGCAGCAUUAUUCGUCUAGAAAUUACAACCUGAGGCACAAUCUAACCCUUCCAGGGCUCUCCCUCUCCCGACCUGGGAACUACCCAAGUUCAGGGCAAAUUCAACCGAAGGAGAGAGCCAUCGCCAGGCGAACUGGCAAAAGCGACUUUUUCAGUUUCCAGUCGCACCUGGCAAACUGGCGGCACAGCCCUUCAGAUGAAACGAAAGGUUUCGUACCUUCUUCUACUUCCAGUGCGGGUAGCGGCAGCAAAGGAGGUUCAGGUGGCAGUGGAUACCACCAUGGUUCUGAGGGCGGGCCCUCAAGUCCCAAAUCCUUUGCAGACCUGCGGCCGACGCCGUCAACGUCAACGCGUGACACGCAAACCUACGAGUCGUUCCGUUUCGCCUUUAAAACCUCCGACCUGAAGACGACCUUCAAGGACAAAAAUGUCACCCCGGCAACGGAGGAAGAUAACAAGUCUGAGAGAGCGCCGGUUUGCCGCGCCAAAAUUUGUGAUCAAGGAGUGCAAACGCUAGCAAUUAGUGACGCAAUAAUGGCCAUCAUAGAUCUCAAAAUAAUCCACGAGCCGAAAGAAGCGGCUCCUGAGUCAGGUACGCAAUCUCCGGUGCCGCAGGAGACGACCCCGAAAAACGCCUCACAAACACCCUCGCAGACCUCCACGCCCCGGAGGACGAGCAUUGACAGGGGCAGCACCGUCGACGACUGCAGCCCCUCCGUAGGUGACAAACUGAUGCGCUACCUGAAAAUGGCGCGCAAAAAAAGUUCAGCCGACAAACCUGACCGCUUCAAAACGGUCAACUAUGACCGCAACCUGCGCUUCAUCAAGGCCAAAGGGCCGAUUGAGGACGAGAAUGAAAAGGGUGUGCAGACAAACGAGAGCUGGCUCGGUAUGCCGGAAGACCCGAAUUUAUUUGAGGAAUCGGCUAUUUUCAGUUCCGAUUCAUCAGAUUUGGGUUUCUCGAGCAGGGACAGUUUUGACGCCGGCGAGAUGUCACAGGGUCAGAGUUUUCUGUCACAACUGUUCAGCGGUCUGCAGCACGCAGCAGCAAUGCAGAAGUCCAAGUCCUCAUCGCACGUCGGUCACCACGGAUCGAGAUUAAUGGCCAAGAAAAUUUGGAGGACGCGAUCAAAGAGCCAGAGCCGAGCGACUCCAUCGUCGACGUCAUUGUGGACGCCGCAGGGUCAAUGUCGGUGGACGAGUGUGACGGGGAGGAGCGUCAACCUGCUGGGAUCGUCGCUGCUGCAACUGUCGGAAAUCGAGAGGGUCGUCCUUCAACAGGUGGCCCUGGCCAAACUGCAGCAGCUCAACUUGGGAGUCAGCAUUCGCGUGCCCGCAGACGAAAGCACAACCCCCGCCGCGAAGCCGAAAAGAAGGCCGUAUCUUUUGAAGAGGAAAGCGCUCACAACAGGCUUCUUUGACACGGGCAGAAAAGAUGAAAACAAAGAAAAAGAUGGUGCCAAUUUGGUGUUCGGAAUUCCCCUGGUGCAGUGCAUCGCCAACGACCGGCUGAGCGAGGGCAGGACCGAGCUGCGGAGGCGGUCGCACCACGGCAGCAGAACCAGUUGCUCCUCGCUGGCCGAGGCGGCCAAGCCCGAGAAGGGUGGGUCUUGCGAAUCGCUGCCGGCAGGUAUUCUGGAAGUGGCUUCGGACGACGAUCCAAUCUCGCCGUCGGUGCCGCACCUCGUCUCGACCUGUUGCAACCACAUAUCAAAAUACGGUCUCUCCACCUUGGGCAUUUUCCGCGUGAGCAGUUCCAAAAAGCGGGUCCGACAGUUGAGGGACGACUUUGACAGCGGACGCGACGUGGAGAUGGCGGCCGACCUCUGCCCACACGACGCGGCCGCGCUGCUCAAGGAGUUUUUCCGAGACUUGCCCGACCCGCUGAUGAGCAGAGAACUUUACCCGGCCUUCAUUCAGACGCAGCGAAUAAGAAAUCGGCGGCUGCAACUGGAGGCUUUGUGCCACUUGGUGCAGCUCCUGCCCGUCGCCAACAGGGACACGCUCGCCACCCUUCUCACUUUCCUCAACAAUGUGUCGCAAAACGCCGGUGAUAGAAAAAACGAUUCAGGCGAGGUGGUGGCCGGCAACAAAAUGGACAGCACCAACCUGGCCACUCUGUUCGCUCCAAACAUUCUGCACUGCUUCAAGCAGGGCGCCAAAGAGGUGGACAAACCCGAGGAGCGCUCUGACGCCAUCAACGUGACGCGAUCUCUAAUUGAUCACCACGCCGAAGUGUUUGAAGUGUCCGCCGAGCUGCUGGACGAGGUGUAUUUGCACAUGAUGGACAGUCACCCAGACACUCUGGACCAGCUACUGAGGAAGCUCUGCUACGGCAGCGACGAUCUGGCUGAUGAUGGGGACAACAGCGUUUUCGAAGGCAGCGAGGGUGGCUCUUCGGUGCCGCGAACCCCCACAGAAGGAACUCUCACCCCCGUCUCCAUAACAGCAGAAGACCCUCAGAGGGGCUGGGCUGACUCACCCAAGAAAGUGUGGACGCGAGAAGAGUUCCUGCACGAAACGGCCGGCAUGGGAGGACCAGACUUGGGAAACAAUAACAGGGGACGCGAGCGCUCGAAAAAGCGCGGAAAGGAGGAGGAAAGCACCUCUCGCUGGUUCCAAGGGUCGCGGAAGCGAGAAAAAAGUUCGUCCGAGGAAGGCCGGCGGCGUCGGUCUGGCGGCAGCGAACCCGCAACCCCCAUCACAAGUCCACCCACCCUCAGUUUUCCGUCGUCCCGCUCGCCAUCGUUGGACGCCUCGGGCGUCAUCACUGCCAGUCUCAAGAUCCCGUUCAGCCUGGACGAUAUUCCUUACAUUGAAGAUGAGAGGACCACGAGAAGCAGGCCGAGCACCGAUUCGGCCAUCGGAUCAACCCUCAGCCCUGUGUCUGGCGCUAGUUCACCCUCUGAUGAGGGAAUUUCAGGACGAAUCCUCAUCCCAACCAAAGUCACGAUAGAGCCAAAGGAAAAAGAAGAGCCGAGCAAAACAAAAUUGAUGACCUCGUCCGAGUCAAAGUUGCAGGUGGUGACCUCGGGGUCGAAGGUGACCACGACCCUGCACACGGUGCUGCGCAAGGUGGAGCGGACGCCGUCGGCCAAAGAGGAGAAGAAAAAGUACACGCGGCGGCGAUACUCGGACACGCGCCACCAGACCGUCAACUUUCCAGACGUGGAGGCGCUCGAGAGUGCGGGGGCCGCGCCCGCCUCCGACUCGAACCGCGCCUCGCAGAAGUGGAAGCGGCGCGAACUGAUCGCCAGUGACCCCAAAGAGCACGAGACGUUUGUGUGAAUUAAUUAUUUUGACAACCAACGAGAUCCCAUCGCACACACACACGACUUUCCGAGUGACACAAGAAUAAUAAUGAACACGCUAUUUUUAUAUAUUUUGAAAAAUGUGCCGCCCAGAGACAGAAAAAGAAGAGGAGGACUCGUAGAAAAUAGUAAAUAUAUGUGACGCGGUGAUUUAUUUGGUGAUCUGUUUCGUGAUAUUCUCAGCAAAAAUAUGAUCAACUGCAAGAAAAAAGGAUUUUACAAAAAUUAUAAAUUUUUUGUGGAAAUUAAAUGUGACAAAAUUCAAUAAAGAGCAAAUAAUGAAGUCAAAUGAAAAUAAUAAACAAAA